Molecule: messenger RNA, 3944 nt
Organism: Prunus mume (Japanese apricot)
Lineage: Eukaryota; Viridiplantae; Streptophyta; Magnoliopsida; Rosales; Rosaceae
Source: RefSeq, a predicted model, not a curated record
UCCUCCUUUUUGGGUCAACGUUCAUCUUCUUCUUCAGAAAACCCAAACUCGUGGGUAUUAUUCAUCACUCUAGAAGUCUGAUUUCGAAAGCUCAAAUCAGCAAACUUUCUUCAUCAAAGUUGUUCGUCUGUUCGAAUACUAUAUCAUACCCAAACAUGAGCAUCAUCAGACGGGUCUAGCUACCUCGAACCGGCUAUGACAUUUCUGUGUUCAUCCAUGGCUGUUGACAACUAUGACAUACCCAAAAAUCAGAGCAAUCCAACUACUCUAGCUAUGUCUGUGAUGACAAUACUUCCUUCAUAGUGGUACACCUGAAACAAGCUUUUGUUAGUUUUCAAGUGUUGUUUGAGUUGGUUAUUUCUCUUUGGCAGCUUCACUCAGGAUUUCGGACCAAUAUUAAGUCUUUGUAGGUAGUUGUUGUUGUAUGGCGUUAGUGGUAUACUGAGCAUUUGGAUUGCGGAUAGUGCUAAUUUGCCGCUUACUCCAGGUGUGGAAUCGCUUGCAACAGUUUCAUUUGGUUUGAGAAUUUCCUUAGUCUCUGCCGGCUUUAUAUAAAAAGGCAACAGAAAAUGGAGGAGAUUGGUACUUCAAUUGCAUCUAAAAUUGUAGAAGAACCAGUGGCACUAAUUGGGAGACAACUCAGCUAUCUAAUUUACUAUGAUUCCAACAUAGAAAGUCUGAAGGAUGCACUUAAAAAGCUUGAUGACAAGAAAAAUGAUGUUCAAAGAUCUGUGGAUGCUGCAAAAAGGAAUGGUGCAACCAUCAAAGAUCAAGUUCAAAGUUGGCUGAAUGAUGUAAGCAACAUAUUUCGUGAAGCGGAAGAACUUCAAACCAAACUCAACAUGCAAAGGCGGUGCCCAAGUUUGAAAUCGCGGUAUUCUCUGAGUAGGAAAGCCAAGAAGAUUGCCGAGCGUGUACUUGAUCUCAAACUAGACGAAGAAUUGAGUAAUAAUGUUGCCAAUCCUUCACCUCUGCAACAGCUAGGGUCAAUAAUCUCUAGUGACGAUUUUCAGCAUUUUGAAUCCAGAAAAGCAGUCAUGAAUGAUGUGCUUAUAGCUUUGAGGAAUGAAAAGUCAAGAAUAAUUGGGAUAUGCGGGAUGGGAGGUGUGGGUAAAACCACAAUGGUGACAGAAAUCAGAGAAAUCAUCAAGAGAUUAGAAGGAACGGAUAAGCUAUUUGAUGAGGUUGUGCUGGCAACUGUAUCCGCAACUAUAGACAUUAAGACAAUUCAAACUAAAAUUGCAGAAUCAUUAGGCAUGAAAUUCAUCGAGGAAAGUGAAUCUAUAAGAGCACAAAGGCUAUAUGGGAGAAUCAAGCAGAAGAAAAUCCUAAUUAUAUUGGAUGAUGUAUGGUCAGAGCUUAAAUUACAGGAUGUAGGAAUCCCUUUUGGUGUUGGACCUACAACUAAUCAAGUUCAUGAAGGGUGCAAAAUUUUGUUGACAUCUCGAAAUGAAGAAGUUUGUAAAGUAAUGGGGUGUAAAAAAGAUGACAUUUUUAAAGUCCAAGCCUUAAAUAAAGAAGAAUCAUGGGAGCUUUUCAGGGCAACUGUAGGUGAAUCUAUGAACAAUGAUCCUGAUUUGUCUCAUGUUGCAAAAUUGAUUGUUGGUGAAUGCAAAGGUUUACCCAUUGCUAUCAUAACUGUUGGGAAAGCUCUUCUAUCAAGUAAUGGCAAGCAUGAAUGGAAUACUGCCUUGCAAGAACUAAAAAACUCUCUCCCUGAAAACAUCCCUGGAAUGGAACCUGAGGUUUAUUCUUGCAUAAAAUUGAGUUAUGAUAAAUUGGAUAGUGAUGAAGUCAAGUCAUGCUUUUUACUUUGUUGCUUAUUUCCAGAAGAUUAUGAUAUUCCGAUUGAGUAUUUGGUGAGGUAUGGGUCGGGUCGAGCAACUUUUAGAAACACCAACAUAAUCGAAGAUGUAAGAAACAAAGUGCAUUAUUUCGUUGGACAACUAAAAAGAAGGUAUUUGUUGCUGGAUAGUCACAAGGAAGAGUGUAUCAAAAUGCAUGACAUAGUUCGUGAUGUUGCUAUAUCAAUUGCCUCAAAAGAUCCUCACAGAUUUAUGGUAAGAUCAUUUGAUGCUGAAGGUGGAGGUGGAGGACGGCUAGGGGUACAAAAAGUUACAAACCAAGAACAUUGCAGUGCAAUUUCGUUAAUUGAUGUUAAAUUGGAUGAAAAUAUUACUGAUGGUUUGGAGUGCCCCAAACUUGAGCUUCUGCAACUGAAAAAUUCCUCAAGUAGUUCAGAAUAUUCCAACCACUUUAAAAGAAUGAAAGAACUCAAGGUUUUAUCUUUCUUAGAGGUGAAUAUGUCAAGCUAUUUGGCCUCGGAAAAAUCUCUACUGCUUGGAGAACCCAAGUACCUUCAUACCUUGUGUCUAGAGGAUUGCAAUUUGGGAGACAUAUCCCAUGUUAUUGGAGGAUUGGAGAAUUUGGAGAUCCUCAGCUUUGCCCGCUCUCAAAUCAAUAAGUUGCCUAGAGAAAUAGGACAUCUUCAUCGGUUAAGGAUGUUGGAUGCAACAGAUUGUGAAGGACUUGAAGAAAUUCCUCAUGGUGUCUUAUCCAACUUGAGGAGAUUAGAAGAGUUGUACAUGGCAGAAAGCUUUCUCAAUUGGGGGCCAGCAACAGAAACCAAGGAUGAAACGGGUAUGGCAAGCGUUGAUGAGGUGAUGUCUAUGUUUGAUCAUUUAAAUGUCGUAGCCAUAAAAAUCCCUGAUGUUCAGAUGUUGCGAAAUGAUGAGUUUAUUUUAAAAAGCCAGCCCACAAGAUUUCAUGUAUCUAUCAAUCUUUGUUGGUCAUUCAAAGAAGAGAGUUUCGAGAAUCGAAUGCCUGCGUAUCUGUUCGAAAAUAGUUUGAUGCUUCGUGGUGAUGUAAAGGAAUAUUUGGAGAUUGGAGCAGUUAGAUACUUCUUGAAGCAAUCUGAAGACUUAAGCCUACACUACACAUGCAAUUUAAAGUAUGUCAUCGAGUUAGAUGAUGAAGGGGGCUUUCAACACUUGAAAGUGUUAUCAAUCAUGGAUGACGACAACAUAGAGUAUCUUAUGAAUGGAACAGAUUGGACUCGUCGUCAUCAACCCGCCUUCCCCAUCUUAAAGUCAGUUACCUUCAAGAAUGUUUACGAACUAAAAGUUGUGUGUUGUGGCAAACUGCUAGACAAGCGCUCCUUUAUGAACCUAAGAUCCAUAGCAAUUAACAAUUGUGAUGAGUUAAAAUAUGUAUUUUCAGUAUCCAUAGCACAAAACUUGGUACAACUCCAAAGCUUAAAUGUUGAAAAUUGUGCUAAAGUGGAAGAUAUCAUAUCAAAGGAGAGAAUGGAAGAUGAUAAUGCAUCUCACAGGAUAAGUUUCCCAACGGUUUUGAAGAUUAUCAAAGCACCGAAGCUCCUUGGUUUCUACACGGGCAACCAACGCGACUCCACCUAUGAGGUCAUAAAGCCAAAUGAUGAAAGUGUGAACGCCUCUCAUUUGGACAAGAUGAAAGAGACUAAGAAUGACCAACAACAUGAUCAAGUUGCUGGGCGUUCAUCCAAAUCAAAAGUAGCACAAGUGGGAGCAAGUUGUACUGCACUAUUUCCUUCAAAUUGCAUUUCAUGGUUAACAAAUCUAGAGGAACUUGUAUUGGAGCGUUUGAACAAUGAACCAGUAGCCAAUGCGCUAUUUGAUUUAGAAGGGCAUGUCUCAGCAUUUUCUCAAUUACAAACAUUGAAUGCGGAUGGUUUAAAUGAGGUUGAGCAUUUGUGGAAGAACGUUCAGCCUGGAUUCCAAGGUUUUCAAAAUGUAAGAACUUUAACAAUUGAAGCUUGUAAGAGUAUGAAAUAUCUAUGCCCCUAUGAAAUUUACAGGCUCCUUGUGAAUCUCCAACAAGUCAUCAUAUACCAUUGUGAGAAUAUGGAAACUAUAGUACAGGCAGCUGCUUCCAUAGAGGACAAUAUCCAUGAAGAAGGGAAAUAG